GCUGAUAGAGGAUAGUCCACUGAAGCUUACGAGUGUCGGAGAGCCAUCUUCCCUAUCGGGCAGAGAAAGAGAGUGAAGGGGGGACCGAGGACACAAUUUGGGGAUCCCGGCUUCUUUAGGUGGCACAAAGACAGUGCAGGAAACCGGCACGGACACUGGUGUGAUUCUGCAGAACAGAGUGUUUUAUUCAUGUCAAGACAAGGAUGUGACGGGAACUUGUGGAAGAUCGAGCGAACGAAAGACAAGCUUUUGAAAAUACAAAGGAAGAGAAAUACGAGAGGCAACUACAGUUGGUGUAUUGGAUAGGAUUAUGACCACUGGGUUACACGGCGAAUGGUUUUGAUACAUAAUUAUUACAGGGUUCACAGUCCUUAGUUUGCCUAGUCGUACUCCGCGGAUGUAAUGGAACUAAUGUUCGCGGAGUGGGAAGACGGAGAGCGAUUCUCCUUCGAAGACUCCGACCGGUUUGAGGAGGACUCCCUCUGCUCCUUCAUAUCGGAGGCAGAAAGUCUCUGUCAGAAUUGGAGAGGGUGGAGAAAACAGUCCGCUGGGCCCAAUUCUCCUACAGUAAAGAUCAAAGAUGGUCAGGUAAUCCCUCUGGUGGAGCUGUCUGCCAAGCAGGUAGCGUUCCACAUCCCAUUUGAGGUGGUGGAGAAGGUGUACCCCCCUGUGCCAGAGCAGCUGCAGCUUCGCAUUGCCUACUGGAGCUUUCCAGAAAAUGAGGAAGACAUCAGGCUCUACUCCUGUCUGGCCAAUGGGAGUCCAGAUGAAUUUCAACGAGGGGAACAGCUCUACAGGAUAAAGGCCGUGAGAGAUCCCCUGCAGAUUGGCUUCCAUCUCAGCGCCACCGUGGUGUCUCAGCAGGCCGGCCAGUCCAAGGGUGCCUACAACGUGGCCGUAAUGUUCGACCGCUGCCGCAUCACUUCCUGCAGCUGCACCUGUGGCGCUGGGGCCAAGUGGUGCGCCCAUGUGGUGGCCCUCUGCCUCUUCCGCAUCCACAACGCCUCCGCCGUGUGUCUGCGAGCGCCGGUGUCCGAGUCGCUGUCCAGGCUGCAGAGGGACCAGCUGCAGAAGUUUGCCCAGUACCUCAUCAGUGAGCUUCCGCAACAGAUAUUGCCCACAGCACAGAGGCUUCUGGAUGAACUCCUGUCCUCUCAGUCCACUGCCAUCAACACAGUGUGUGGAGCCCCAGAUCCCACAGCCGGACCUUCCGCCUCAGAUCAGAGCACCUGGUACCUGGACGAGUCCACGCUCAGCGACAACAUCAAGAAAACGCUGCACAAGUUCUGUGGCCCCUCACCAGUAGUAUUUAGUGAUGUGAACUCCAUGUACCUGUCGUCCACUGAGCCCCCGGCUGCAGCAGAGUGGGCCUGCCUGUUACGGCCACUGAGGGGGCGGGAGCCCGAGGGCAUCUGGAACCUUCUGUCCAUCGUCAGGGAGAUGUUUAAGAGGAGGGACAGCAACGCCGCGCCCCUGCUGGAGAUACUCACAGAGCAGUGUCUCACUUAUGAGCAGAUCAUUGGCUGGUGGUACAGCGUGCGUACCUCGGCCUCCCAUAGCAGUGCCAGUGGGCACACGGGCCGCAGUAACGGCCAGACGGAGGUGGCGGCGCACGCCUGCGCCAGCAUGUGUGACGAGAUGGUGGUGCUGUGGAGGCUGGCCGUGCUCGACCCCACCAUGAGCCCGCAGAGACGCCUGGAGCUUGCCGCCCAGCUCAAGCAGUGGCACCUGAAAGUGAUUGAGAUCGUCAAGCGCGGUCAGCAUCGCAAGUCCCUGGACAAGCUCUUCCAGGGCUUCAAGCCAGCCGUGGAGUCCUGCUACUUCAACUGGGAGGUGGCCUACCCGCUGCCCGGCAUCACCUACUCCAGCACCGACAAGAAGAGCGCCUCCUUCUGCUGGGCUCGGGCAGUGCAGCAGCAGCGCGGCGCCAAGGCCGGCCUGAGUGGGGACCAGCAGGAGCCCGGAGGAGGGGGAAGGGCAGUGGGGUGUGACGGGGGCUCGUACGACCACAAACCGCGCAGCGGCUACCAGCCCCAGCAGGAAGUGGCCGUCCGGCCCAAGGAGACCAUCGUGAGCAAGAGGAAAGGUCUGUCGGCCGUGGGAGGGCCCGGGGUUAUGAUGCGUCUGGGAGGGGGCGUGUCUCUCGCUCUGGAGGGCGAGGGGAAGGGCGUGUACAAGACGGUGGCCUCUUCCUCCUCGGGGAGCAAAGCCAAACUGGCGCAGGGCGGGAAGGUGUCCGGUGGAGGAGGAGGUGGAGGAGGAGGAGGUGGUGGUGGAGGAGGUGGGGGAAGCGGGGGCAAGCACCCCAGCGCCAAGCGCCGGACCAGCAGCGAGGACAGCUCUCUGGAGCCCGACAUGGCCGAGCUGAGCCUGGACGACGGCUCAAGCCUGGCGCUGGGCGCAGAGGCCAGCAACACCAACAGCUUCGACUUCCUGCCGCCGCCGCCGGAGAUGCUGCCCUCGCCCAGCCCGCUGCUCCGAGAGCCGCGCAAGUACGGGGGCAGUGGUGGCGGCAGCGGCAGUGGUGGUAGCAGCUCGUCCAAGGAGCGGGUCUUCGAGGGCAAGCGCGUCUCCCAUGCCCCUGUGCCACCCGCAGCCGAGGUGCCUGCGUUCUCGAAGGAGCGCGCUCUGCCUGGGGCUGCUGCUUCUGCCACCGCCGCUGCGGCCGCUGGGGUGCCCGCCGCCGAUAAGGAAGUGGAGGUGGAGGCCGAGCUUGAGGAGAACGGGGGCGAGGAUGACUGCCUGGCGGAUGACGCCCGGCCUUCCACCUCCGCUGCCGCCGCCGCCGCAGCGGCGACUCCGAAUCUCCCUGCCCCCGUCACGGGCAAGCCGCCGCGAGGGACCCGCAGGGAAGGAGAGGCCAGCGGGGCCGCGGCCGGACCCCCGGGCCCUGAGGGAGCAGGAGCGGCGGCUGGAGGAGCCGGUGGCGGAGACCCAAUCGGGGAGGACGACUACCAGGCCUACUACCUGAGCGCCGCCUCGGAGGAGGGAGGGGACCGCGGCGCCCCUGACAACAAUCACGAGGAGGAGCCGGACAUCUUCGCCGGCAUCAAACCGCUGGAGCAGGAGGGACGCAUGGAGGUGCUGUUUGCGUGUGCGGAGGCACUGUAUGCCCAUGGCUACAGUAAUGAAGCGUGCCGAUUGGCUGUGGAGUUGGCCAGCGACUUGCUGGCCAAUCCUCCCGACCUGAAGGUGGAGCAGCCACAAACAAAGGGUAAGAAGAGUAAGGUGUCGACCAGCCGUCAGACUCAGGUGGCCACCAACACGCUGUCCAAAGCUGCCUUCUUACUGACGGUGCUGAGCGAGCGGCUGGAGCUGCACAACCUGGCCUUUAACAUGGGCAUGUUCUCUCUGGAGCUGCAGCGGCCCCCCGCCUCCACCAAAGCCCUUGAGGUUAAGCUGGCGUAUCAGGAGUCGGAGGUGGUGGCCCUGCUGAAGAAGAUCCCGCUGGGCGUGGUGGAGAUGAGUCUGAUCCGGGACCGGGCCGAACAGCUGCGCGACGGCAACUUCUGCGACUACCGACCCGUCCUGCCCCUCAUGCUGGCCAGCUUCAUAUUCGACGUGCUCUGCACCCCAGAGCACAGUAUUCAGACACAAAAGUUCUCCGGCUGUCAUCAGGGGUGUGGAAAACCAGCAGCACAGAUUUCGCAAAUGACAAACGCACCGCCUCAGAUGCUCACGGUGUCUCCCACGGGCUCCCGCCCCCCCAGCCGAAACCGGAACACGGAGAUGCCGGGCGACGAGGAGCUGGGCUUUGAGGCUGCCGUGGCGGCGCUGGGCAUGAAGACCACAGUGAGUGAAGCGGAACAUCCCCUGCUGUGUGAAGGCACCAGGAGGGAGAAGGGCGACCUGGCACUGGCUCUCAUGAUCACCUACAAGGACGACCAGAGCAAGCUGAAAAAGAUUCUGGACAAGCUGUUGGACCGUGAGAGCCAGACCCACAAGCCCCAGACGCUCAGCUCAUUCUACUCCAGCAAGCCGGCGGCCGGCAGCCAAAAGAGCCCGUCCAAGCACUCGGCGGCCCACGCCCACGCCCACGCCCACGCUCACGCCUCCUCGCACUCGGCCUCGGCCGGCGCCACCGGCGGCAUCUCCAAGCACGCCGCGUCCGCCUCCGCCGCUGCCCCCGUGGCGACGGCCGGAGGUGCGGCCUCCUCCUCCCAGGGCGUGGCGGGCGGGUGUGCGCCCGGGCAGCAGGGGGCGCUAGGGGGUGCCGGCACAGUGCAGAACACCGCGGCGGUAGCUGCCGCAGCAGCAGGAGAGGCCAUCACGGGAGAGAACAGGGAACAAGACGGAGCGCAGCCCUCCUCGUGUGAGCAGCCGAACGAGGCGGCCCCCUUCAAGCCAGAGGGCACGGUGCCCAGUCGCCUAGCGCUGGGCGGGCGAGGGGCCUACAGCGGCCGCUGUUGGGGCUCCCCCGUGCGGCAGAAGAAGAAGCACACAGGCAUGGCGAGCAUCGACAGCAGCGCCCCAGAGACCACCUCGGACAGCUCGCCCACCCUCAGCCGCCGCCCGCUGCGAGGGGGCUGGGCAGCCGCCUCCUGGGGGAGGGGUCAGGACAGCGACAGCAUCAGCAGCUCGUCGUCCGAUUCCCUGGGCUCGUCCUCGUCCAGCGGCUCACGCCGUGCAGGAGGCGGGGCCAGAGCCAAAAGCACCGACACCAGCAGGUAUAAAGGGCGUCGCCCCGAGUGCCAUGCACCGCACGUGCCCAAUCAGCCCUCGGAGGCGGCGGCUCACUUCUACUUCGAGCUGGCCAAGACGGUGCUCAUCAAGGCGGGCGGCAACAGCUCCACGUCCAUCUUCACGCAACCCUCGGCCAGCGGUGGCCACCAGGGCCCCCACCGCAACCUGCACCUCUGUGCCUUCGAGAUCGGCCUGUACGCGCUGGGCCUGCACAACUUUGUGUCGCCCAACUGGCUGUCCAGGACCUACUCCUCCCAUGUGUCCUGGAUCACAGGUCAGGCAAUGGAGAUCGGCAGCGCGGCACUCAACAUUCUGGUGGAGUGUUGGGAUGGCCACCUCACCCCUCCCGAGGUGGCGUCGCUGGCAGACCGGGCGUCGCGGGCCCGGGACCCCAACAUGGUGCGCGCAGCGGCUGAGCUGGCACUGAGCUGCCUGCCCCAUGCCCACGCGCUCAACCCCAACGAGAUCCAGAGGGCCCUGGUGCAGUGCAAGGAGCAGGACAACUUGAUGCUGGAGAAGGCCUGCAUGGCGGUGGAGGAGGCGGCCAAAGGCGGGGGCGUGUACCCUGAGGUGCUAUUCGAGGUGGCGCACCAGUGGUACUGGCUGUACGAGCAGACGGUCGGCUGGCGCUCGGGCUCCCAGCGGGAGGUGCCGGCGCGCUGCGGGGCCAACGGCGGCUCGGCCCGGAGGCAACAGGAGUCGGGCUGCAGCGUGCUGGAGGGCGGCGGCACCAUGGACCAGCAGAGCAUGGCGGCGGUCACGGCCUCGGUCACGGCGGCGGCCGUGGUGCCGGUCAUCUCGGUGGGCUCCACCAUCUACCAGUCGCACGCGAUGCCCGGCGCAGCCAUGGCGCACACGCAGGGCCUGCACCCCUACACCACCAUCCAGGCGCACCUGCCCACUGUGUGCACCUCGCAGUACCUGGGCCACCCGCUCCAGCACGUGCCACGGCCCGCCGUCUUCCCUGUACCUGGGGCUGCCUAUCCACAGGGGAUGCACCCAGCCUUCAUCGGUGCCCAGUACCCAUUCUCAGUGGCCACUGGCCCCCCGAUGGCAGCCACCGCCGUCACAUUCCCAGGGGUCCCUGUGCCGUCCAUGACCCAGAUCACCGUCCACCCCUACCACACGGAGACGGGGCUGCCGCUCAGCACCACUGUAGCAGGUCCGUGUGGGUUUGUAGGUGGGGUGCAUUCAAGCUCUACCAUCCAGGCUAUUCCCGCCCUUCCGGGUCUCGCCUCCCAGCCCACCUCAUUGGUCAGCGCGCCCUUUCCUACGGAAGACGAACAGCACAGUCAGCCAAUAAGCCAGCAGGGUCUUCACUAUUUGCACUCAGCCUACAGAGUUGGUAUGCUCGCCCUGGAGAUGCUGGGAAGGAGGGCGCACAAUGACCACCCCAACAACUUCUCACGUAGCCCUCCCUACACGGAGGACGUCAAGUGGCUCCUGGGCCUGGCGGCCCGUCUGGGUGUGAACUACGUGUAUCAGUUCUGCGUGGGCGCUGCCAAAGGCGUGCUCAGCCCCUUCGUGCUGCAGGAGAUCAUCAUGGAGGCGCUGCAGCGGCUCAACCCGGCACACAUCCAUGCCCACCUACGGACGCCCGCCUUCCAUCAGCUCGUGCAGCGCUGCCAGCAGGCCUACCUACAGUACAUCCACCACCGUCUGAUCCACCUGACGCCGGCGGACUACGACGACUUUGUGAACAUCAUCAGGAGCGCGCGCGGGGCCUUCUGCCUGACACCGGUGGGCAUGAUGCAGUUCAACGACGUGCUGCAGAACCUGAAGCGCGGCAAGCAGACCAAGGAGCUGUGGCAGCGCAUCUCCCUGGAGAUGGCCACCUUCUCCCCCUGACCUCCCAUGGAGACUCCGUCACCGUCACCACAACCACCACCACCACCACCAUCACCACCGCGGGCGUCACCACCGCUGCCAUGACACCGGGGCACAGAGAGACAUGUCCGCUCGCCACUCCCAUGGGCCCCCUUAUCCUGCCCAGACCCUACCCCGACCUGGACAAACCACCACCCACCUACCCCCUCUCCCGCUAGGUGCCCUACCGGCUGGUCAUAAACGCAGCUCACAGGCAGCGCCCCACUGACGGAGCCCCCACUCUCCUGUCGUCCUGAUGUGUAAGACUCCAUGAUGAAGGCACGGCUCUGGGGCCUUGUGGAGCCCGCAGACAAGCCUGAGUCGCAAACAGCCAAGGGAGCCCGGACUGAGUCUAUUAUUAGUAGUGUUUUGUUGGUCAUGAUUAUUGUUGUUCUGACCCUUCUAUUGUGUCUAAUCUUCUUGUGUGACUUCUUCAUGUAACAUAAAGUUACUCCUUGAAGUUCAUCUGCCAAACUGCUCAAGGUGUCCUCUCUCACAACUGGGUGGAUGCCCUGCCUCCACUAAAAGCCCCCUACCCUCCUCCCCUCCCCUCCCACCUGCCCCCCUUCCCUCUUCGAGCCCAGUUGUGGCGGAGCUUGUAAAUGUGUUAGUUUCCGGGGAAGAAGGGAUUGAAGUUGAUCCAUUUGUGUUGAUAUUGGUUGGUUGGUUACAUUAACGAAACCACUAUGCGUCAAGAUUCAUACUGCAACAUUCCUCUGUCCUGGAGGGGAGACACUCCGCCAGUCAUCAAGGAUUUCAACUCGGGGGUCGUCUAAUGAUGUUAAAACAAGAAGCAGAAGGAAAAAAAAACAAUGUUUGUUUAAGUCAUCCAGAAGGAAAAAAAAAAAGUUUAAUAUGAAACAAUUAUCUUGAGUACGGGUGAGGAUUCUUUUGAUGUUUUUUGUUUUUCCUCUAUUUUUUGUUUUUGAUAUUUUGUAUAGAAAUUGUGUGUCUGCUGAGUGCUGUUUGAGCUGAUUUGAGCGAAUGCAAUAUAUGAGUGCCAUGUGAGCUCCUUUUUCCAAUCACCUGUUGGAGGCGAGUCUACAGUCUUGGAACACAAGAGUCUGGCUGGACCAAACGCCACCAAAUUUUUUUGGCGGCUCUUUGUAAUCUGUCCAUUUUUUUUCUGACAGAAUGUCUCCCUUCUGAUUUUGUUUUUUCUGAUUUUCAGAAAAUCGUGGUUGCACCGCCAUUAGUCCAGCCCUAUUGCUGAGUCUUUUUUUUUUUUUUUUUUUUUUAAUUUUAUCUUUAUUUUAAAUAUUCUCAGUGUUGGAUUUUUUUAUUCUGCUCCCUUUCUCUGACCUUUUCAACUUUUCUAUUUCUCUGUCCUUUGUUGUCAGUUUGCCAUUUCUUUUUCCUCUUUUUAAAUGUGGUCAGGUGUUUUGCAAAAGGGGGCAUUGCCAGAUUCCUGUGUUCAAAGUUAGACUCAGCCCCCACCCUGGAACUCACUGGUGGAGAAUGACUGAGUAGAAAAUGUACUGUGAUAUUUUUGUAUUCUUCAAAGUGUAGCUUGAUUGAAAAAGUAUAUAUAUAUAUAUAUAUAUAU
This is a messenger RNA of Alosa alosa (allis shad), 8095 nucleotides long. It is a transcript of the gene zswim8, whose product is annotated as zinc finger, SWIM-type containing 8. Gene Ontology annotation, cellular component: Cul2-RING ubiquitin ligase complex. Gene Ontology annotation, molecular function: zinc ion binding. Bases 403 to 6531 code for a protein of 2042 amino acids. The record is from RefSeq and is a predicted model, not a curated record. NCBI's taxonomy places the organism in Eukaryota, Metazoa, Chordata, Actinopteri, Clupeiformes, Clupeidae. The transcript has 29 exons.